Messenger RNA from Eremomyces bilateralis CBS 781.70, 3148 nucleotides. Its product is annotated as KEX1 protease precursor. Gene Ontology annotation, molecular function: serine-type endopeptidase activity. Bases 439 to 2922 code for a protein of 827 amino acids. Lineage: Eukaryota; Fungi; Ascomycota; Dothideomycetes; Eremomycetales; Eremomycetaceae. Gene Ontology annotation, cellular component: Golgi membrane; trans-Golgi network. The record is from RefSeq and is a predicted model, not a curated record. The transcript has a single exon. Gene Ontology annotation, biological process: protein processing.
GAGUUGAGUGCUGAGUCAGCCCAAUCUAUUUGAGUCCAUUGUGGCGUCUAUUGUGGCGCCCCUUCUUGCUGGUCCGGCAGGUUAAUGGACUCCCUCUUAAAGGACACUUGACUUCCAUCAUGAUACUGGCUGAGUAUCAAUAAGAAUCCCAGCCAAAUCCGCAUUGCUCCUGGAAAAUUCCUCAAUGCGGUGUCUUCCUAUUCCAUAUUUUGUUGCUUCCACUUAAAGAUUGUAAUAAUUCUACCCCUCUCUCUUCUCCCAGCUGAUCUGAUAUCGCCGAGAAUCGUCUUUCUGCUGCCUGCACUGGGUGCAAUACCUUUGCUCAACCCCCUAGCCAUCCGAUCUAUUCAUCUGUCGAGGUGACAUAUCGGGAUAUAUUCCACCUCGCGGGUUCUCUCGACUUCGACACAUAUCAACACCGAUGCAUCCUAAACGGAUAUGAUUCCUCGGAUAUUCCUGGCGCUCUCCCUUUGGGUGACGGCCGUCCCUUCCAUUGCCUCAGCGCAUCAGGUACGCAAUACGCGGGACCAUGAACAAAACGAUUAUUAUGCCGUCCAUCUGGAUGGCUCAACAUCGCCCCGAGAUUUCGCGUCACACUUGAACCUGCGCUAUGAGGGGGAGGUUGGCGCCUUGGAUGGACACCACGUUUUCAGUGCGCCACGGCACAUUGCGGACGUGGUCGAUGAUGCGGUCGAAGAAUUAAAGUGGAGGAGGAGGAAGCGGGAAGUGGAUACGGAACGACAUAUCUUGGACGGAGUGCUAUUAAACCAGAAACAAGCGCUGCGCCAACGGCUAUUCAAGAGAUCAGCGCUCCCCGUCGUGGAAAGCCCAUCGAAGCGUGUGAUCGUGGACUACGCAGGCAGCCUCGGGAUUAAGGAUCCCAUCUUCGGAGAUCAAUGGCAUCUACAUAACCCUAUCCAAGUGGGCAACGACCUCAAUGUGACCGGAGUCUGGAUGGAAGGCAUCACGGGCAAGAAUGCGACGGUGUGCAUUAUCGACGACGGGCUGGACCUGGAUUCGGACGACUUGAAAGACAAUUAUUUCGCGGCGGGCUCUUACGACUUUAACGACAAAAGCGACGAACCGAAACCGCGCCUUUCCGACGAUCGGCACGGGACCAGGUGUGCAGGCGAGGUGGCGGCGGUCCGGAACAAUGUCUGUGGUGUUGGCGUGGCCUACGAAUCGAGGGUGUCGGGGGUCCGCAUCCUCAGCAAGCCCAUUUCCGAUAUCGAUGAAGCGGAGUCGGUUACGUUUGGAUUUCAAGAUAAUGACAUUUAUUCAUGUUCAUGGGGUCCUCCGGAUGAUGGGAGGACAAUGGAAGGUCCGGGAAUCCUGAUCAGAAGGGCUUUUGUCACCGCCGUUCAAAAGGGCCGCCAAGGCAAGGGCACCAUAUAUGUCUUUGCCGCUGGCAACGGCGCCUCAAAUGGCGACAACUGCAACUUCGACGGCUAUACAAACAGUAUCUAUAGCAUCACCGUCGGAGCCAUCGAUAAGAUGAACCAACAUCCCUAUUACUCCGAACAAUGCAGCGCGCAGCUCGUCGUCACCUACAGCUCCGGCGCCGGAGAAGCCAUCCACACCACCGACGUCGGAAAAGACACCUGUACACGAGGUCACGGAGGCACAUCGGCCGCCGGCCCUCUCGCAGCGGGAGUGUACGCCCUCGUCCUCGAACAGCGACCCGACCUCACCUGGCGCGACAUGCAAUACCUCACCAUCCUCACCGCACAACCCUUCUACGACGGCAGCCAGCCGGAAGAAUGGCAAGACACCGCGCUCGGGCGCCGCUUCCACCACCAAUACGGCUACGGCCGCCUCGACGCCUACGCCAUCGUCGACCUCGCCAAGUCCUGGGAGGUCGUCAACCCGCAAGCUUGGUUCCACAGCCCAUGGAUCCACGUCCGCCACGGGCUCCCACAGGGCGACCAAGGCCUCGCGUCGUCCUUCGACGUCACCGAAGACAUGCUGAAGGACGCGAACUUCGAGCGCGUCGAGCACAUCACUGUCACCAUGAACGUCCCCCACCAACGCCGCGGCGACCUCUCCGUCGAGCUCCACUCCCCUACCGGCCUCGUCUCCUACCUCUCCGUCGACCGCCCCCGCGACGACGCCGCCGUUGGCUACGUCGACUGGACCUUCAUGAGCGUCGUACACUGGGGCGAAUCCGGCGUCGGCACCUGGACCAUCAUCGUGAAAGACCGCCACGUCAACGAGUUCGCCGGCACCUUCCAGGACUGGAAACUCCGACUCUGGGGCGAAUCUAUCGACGCCGACAAGCAGGGUCUCCUCCCGAUGCCCCUCCCGGGCGAUGACAGCGACCACGACGACGACCCAUCCACCGUCACCGCGUCCCCCGACACCACGUCUGUCGGCGGGUCGCCCGUCACCUCGGUCCCAGGGAACCCCACUGACCACAUCGACCGACCCAGCAAGCCCUCCUCCGCCGGCGCUCCUCCAAGCGACGCGCCCGAGGCGUCCGGCAUCAUCGGCGCGGACCCAUCCGCCAGCCCCAGCGCCGUGCCCGACAGUUCCUUCCUCCCCUCCCCCUUUCCCACCUUCGGCGUGUCCAAGAAAACGCAGAUCUGGAUCUACGCCGCGAUGGGGCUGAUCGUGGCGUUCGUGAUUGGGCUGUGCAUCGCGCUGGUGGUCAUCCGGUGGCGGAAGCGGCGGAAUCCACGGGAUGUGUAUGAGUUUGACGUGUUGCCGGAUGAGGAGGAGAGUGGGGAGCGGGAGGGGAUGAUUGCGCGGAGGGGGAAGGGGAGGAGGAGGAGGGCGGGGGAGCUGUAUGAUGCGUUUGCGGGGGAGAGUGAGGAGGAGUUGUUUAGUGAGGAGGAUGAGGAGCCGUACCAGGAUGAGAAGGUCGAGUUGAGCGACGCGGAGGAGGAUAGCAGCGAGGGGAGUGGGAGCAGGGCACGAGGGUGAGAUAUUCCGGUUGGUUAUUAGUUUCCUUGCUGUACUAGAUUACUUGGAGUCAAGGGCAUGCAUGCAUGUAGGUUAUGCAAGACAAUGCGUACCUGCGUCUCAGCGGCGCGGAAAGUUGUAUUUAUAUACGAUGUGGAAAUUUCACGCGUCUUCCCCGAUGAUUUUUAAACACCCCCCAACCAACCCUCUCCCUCUCUCAUCGAAAUCUCAUAAUAUCAAUCAAUCA